Messenger RNA from Dalotia coriaria, 2323 nucleotides. RefSeq names its product N-acetylglucosamine kinase (gene Nagk). Gene Ontology annotation, molecular function: N-acetylglucosamine kinase activity. Lineage: Eukaryota; Metazoa; Arthropoda; Insecta; Coleoptera; Staphylinidae. The record is from RefSeq and is a predicted model, not a curated record.
AUUUUUAUCACCGCUGAAGUUAAUUUUUCAUAUUUUUUAACUUAACUUUAACAGAGUAUAGUUUGCUUUAUUUGACAUGUAAAUGAAGUUGCCUAACUUCUAGGCGCAAGUAAACUUCAUUAGAUAAACAUUUACACAUUUUUAUAUAAACGAGAAUAAUUAAACAAUGUACGAUAAACAACCCUAUCAAUUAAGCACACAUCGAAACUAUGAUGAAUAUAAUCGUCAGGUAAAACCAGUAAAUCACUAAGGUUUGUUUAUGUAGGCAGCCAUGCUUGUCGGCGCCAGCUGAUUUCGACGUAAACAACCCACGUUUGUUUUCACACAUGGACACUGCCUACUCGUAUCAUCCGACAUAUUCAAGCAACGUGUGUAACAUUGAAUGAUGUUGAAUAAAAAAACAACACCACACUUUCCAACCGGCCGCUCACUUUCUGUGUGCUUUCGUCCCAUAUCCCGUCGCCGGCGAGAGAUACGAUUGGACACGAGCGAAUGAAUGUGAAUGCGCGGAGGGCGCGGAGUAAUCGCGACGCGCGCCGCCGGAAUUUAUUCUGGUUUUCUCGCGUUAGUAUAAACAGCGCGUUGUGGUGUCCGCGCGUAGUUCGUUAAUUAACAUCGGUGCUGUCGAACGCGUUCGGUGCACACACGUUGCGCGGUGCGCAUUCGCCCUGAAGCUCCCCCACAAUAUGCUACGCAUCAUAUAAUCGCUGAUAUUAUUUAGAAUAAUAUUCGUAGAAUUUUACACGGCGUCAUAAUCCAAUACGUGUUUAUCACAUUAAAUUAAUACAGGAAGUGAAAUUGAUCUGUUGAGUUUAUAAACUCGUUGAGUUGUUGGGUUUCGGAGCAGUUUGGUUGAAAAUGGCGACGAUUAUUGGUGGAAUUGAAGGGGGUGCAACACACUCGACGAUAGUUUUAAUCAACGAACAGGGCGAGAUUCUGGUAGAGAGCAAUGGACCAGCAACGAAUCACUUACUUCUUGGCAUGGAGGAAUGUUCGAAACGCAUCGCUGAGAUGGUCAACAAAGCGAAAAACAAAGCCGGUCUGGACGAAAACAUUCCUUUGAAAGCUUUGGGAUUGGGUCUGAGUGGUUGUGAAACAGAGGAGACCAACAACGCGUUAGCUCAAGAUGUGGCAAAGAGAUACCCGAAUCUUAGUGAAUUGUACGCUGUUGGAAGCGAUACGGAUGGUUCCAUUGCGACGACGUCAGACAAUGGCGGCGUCACUUGUAUCGCUGGCACUGGCUCCAAUACGCUGUUAAUUAAUCCAGAUGGGGGCAAAGUUCAGUGCGGCGGUUAUGGAUACAUGCUCGGUGAUGAGGGCGGAGCAUGGAAACUCGCGCAUACAGCCAUAAAAAUCUGCAUCAACGACAUCGACGGUUUUGAAAAAUCCCCACAUCCCAUCGACUGGGUAUGGCAAACCACCAAGACCCACUUCAACAUCAAGACACACAUGGAACUCUUAGACCACGCAUACACACGCUUUGACAAAGCAUUCAUGGCAUCCCUAUGCAAAAUCGCCGCUGGCGCAAAUGAAGGCGAUGCGCUUGCGCGUCAUGUUUUUCACCUCGCAGGCCGAGAUCUCGCGAAGGGAUUGGCCGCCGUUCUUCCUAAAGCUCACCCUACACUGACUUCUCGAGGGGGAAUUCAUAUCCUAUGCGUCGGCUCGGUAUGGCUCAGCUGGAAUCUGCUUCGGCCGGGAUUCAUCGAACAUAUGGACUCCAUUCCGGAAAUACGCGAGCUGUCACUGAUGAAGAUCUGCACGACGAUUGCCGUCGGCGCUGCUUAUAUGGCGAGCGAUCGGCUGAAAAUCCCCAUUCGUAAACAAUACAAUAAAAACUACGAGGUGUUUUUUAGAUACAAAAGUUGUAAGUGACUUUUAUAAAUAUGAUUGAAAUAAGUUAAGCGUAAACUAUGAGGCUGCAGACGGUUUUUGUAUCAUGAGAUUAAUUGUAGAUUUGUAAUAAAACAAAAGCCGUUUGCGCAGUUGAAACACACUGUAUAUGUUAUUUUAUUAUAUUUUAUGUGUCACAUUGUCAAAUGACACGCUUAUGAUAGUAUUUUGUGUAAAUCGUCACGGAAUACGCCGUUGCGUAAGUUAAUCACACGGUUUGAAUCACAUGUUGAUAUUUUCAUCAAGCUUAUCAUUUGAAACAUGUUUAUUGCUUCAUUUCGCAGCGCCAUUUUAUUUUUAAGCGGAUUUUAUUUAAGGAUUAUAAAUCAACUUGUCAUUGCACGAAAAAUGUAUGUAAUCAUUAAAAAUUAUAUUCAUUGUCUCAUGGUCAGAUUUAAGUCGAAGAAAAAAAACUAUAAAUUUGUUUAAUGUU